Molecule: messenger RNA, 990 nt
Organism: Pollicipes pollicipes
Lineage: Eukaryota; Metazoa; Arthropoda; Thecostraca; Pollicipedomorpha; Pollicipedidae
Product: glutamate-gated chloride channel-like
Exons: 2
Coding region: 1-897 (298 amino acids)
Biological process (GO): monoatomic ion transmembrane transport
Cellular component (GO): membrane
Molecular function (GO): transmembrane signaling receptor activity; extracellular ligand-gated monoatomic ion channel activity
Source: RefSeq, a predicted model, not a curated record
AUGCGCUCAUUCUUCAGACAGACCGCCGAGCAGAACGCUAACGCCACUGCUUGCCGGGUGCAGCCUCUGUACCGAGUGACCCCGGCCGACUACGACAGCAGCAUGCCGCCCUUCAUCAAGGGACAGCCGCUGAAGGUCUACAUCAGCCUUUGGAUCGCCUCCAUCACCGAAAUCAACGAAAUGCGGCAGGACUUCACCGUUGACCUAUACUUCCGCAUGUGGUGGAGCGACUUCAGGAUCUUGUUCCCGGUCUGCGAAGACAAGGGGUUCAUCAUCAUCGACCACGCGGAGCUUAAGUUCAGCUACUACUUCGUGCAGAUGUACCUGCCGUCGAUUCUCAUCGUGCUCGUCUCGUUCCUGAGCUUCUGGAUUCCGGUGGAGAACGUGCCGGGUCGCGUGGCGCUGGGCGUGACCUCGCUCCUCACGCUGGCCACCCAGUUCACCACCAUGCAGCGCUCUCUGCCGCCCGUCUCCUACAUGAAGGCCAUGGACGUCUGGAUGUUCUUCUGCAUCGUCGUCGUCUUCCUGUCCAUGGUAGAGUUUACGCUAGCCUACAACUUCAAGAUCGCUGUGGUAGAGCCGGACGACAAACCCGAGUCGCCUCCUUCCCCCCCUGCGAAGCAGGCGCAGGCGCGGAGCCCUUUGCCGCCCGUAGUGGACCUGGAGCCUGUCAACCUGUACUCGAGGCGGCAGCCCAGAGUGAUUGUCUUGGAGCAAGCCGGCGGCAAGCCGUCCUACCUCCGCAACUUGCUGGUGAGGCUGGUGAAGCUGGCCAAGCGGCGCAAGGGAAGCGUGAUCGACAACGCGUCCAAAAUUAUGUUCCCAGCCAUCUUUCUGUUGUUUAAUCUGACAUACUGGAUGUACUAUCUGAAGCGGAAACAUCAGCAUGUUAUUUAACCUCAUGCUAUGAGAUGCUGAUAUCUGAGCGAAGCGGCGUGCUGUGCGUGGUGUCCUUCAGCAAACCAAAUGAUAUUGUUUUGCCCCGCUGAA